Molecule: messenger RNA, 2164 nt
Organism: Sinocyclocheilus rhinocerous
Lineage: Eukaryota; Metazoa; Chordata; Actinopteri; Cypriniformes; Cyprinidae
Product: protein argonaute-4-like
Exons: 13
Coding region: 167-2092 (641 amino acids)
Molecular function (GO): protein binding; RNA binding
Source: RefSeq, a predicted model, not a curated record
GAUCUGCUUUAAAUCACUCAGAAGACAACGCAGGCAGAGCGCUGCACAUCUACGCAUCCUUCCAUUUCUUAAAUUAGCCACCUUAAGCUUCGAGAUACCGCCCCCAAUUUCAGUGUCGGUACGGAGCCGCCAGGCCGGGACAGAGACGGAGAGAGAGCCCUCGGCCAUGGAAGCGCUCGGACCCGGCCCGCCUGCCCCUGCCCCUACCCCUGCCCUCUUCCAACCACCACGCCGGCCCGGCUUGGGUACGGUGGGGAAGCCGAUUCGCCUGCUGGCCAAUCACUUCCAGGUGCAGAUCCCCAAGAUCGACGUCUACCAUUAUGACAUUGACAUCAAGCCUGAAAAGCGACCCCGCCGGGUCAACAGAGAGGUGGUGGACACAAUGGUGAGACAUUUUAAGAUGCAGAUCUUUGGGGACAGUCAGCCUGGUUAUGAUGGCAAGAGGAACAUGUAUACGGCACAUCCACUACCCAUCGGGAGAGACCGGGUGGAUCUGGAGGUGACCUUGCCAGGUGAGGGGAAGGAUCAGACCUUCAAGGUGUCUCUGCAGUGGGUGUCAGUGGUGAGUCUGCAGAUGCUCCUGGAAGCUCUGUCUGGUCAUUUGAACGAGGUCCCGGAGGAUUCUGUACAGGCUCUGGAUGUCAUCACUCGUCACCUGCCUUCCAUGCGGUACACUCCAGUAGGUCGUUCCUUCUUCUCACCACCAGAGGGGUAUUACCACCCACUGGGAGGAGGGAGGGAGGUUUGGUUCGGUUUCCAUCAGUCUGUCCGUCCAGCAAUGUGGAACAUGAUGCUCAACAUAGAUGUGUCAGCUACAGCCUUCUACCGAGCCCAGCCUGUCAUUGAGUUCAUGUGUGAGGUUCUGGACAUCCAGAACAUCAAUGAGCAGACCAAGCCCCUCACAGAUUCACAACGUGUCAAGUUCACCAAGGAGAUCCGAGGACUGAAAGUGGAGGUCACACACUGCGGCCAGAUGAAGAGGAAGUACCGUGUGUGCAAUGUCACACGCCGCCCAGCCAGCCAUCAGACAUUUCCUUUGCAGCUCGAGAACGGACAAGCUAUGGAGUGCACUGUUGCCCAGUAUUUCAAACAAAAGUACAGCCUGCAGCUCAAAUACCCCCACUUGCCCUGCCUCCAGGUGGGGCAAGAACAGAAGCACACCUAUCUGCCCCUUGAGGUUUGUAACAUAGUGGCAGGACAGCGCUGUAUAAAGAAACUAACAGAUAACCAGACCUCAACCAUGAUAAAAGCUACGGCCCGCUCAGCCCCAGACAGACAGGAAGAGAUCAGCAGACUGGUCAAAAGCAACAACAUGGUGGGCGGGCCUGACCCUUACCUGAAAGAGUUUGGCAUUGUGGUUCACAAUGAUAUGACAGAGGUGACCGGGCGGGUCCUCCCAGCGCCCAUGCUUCAGUAUGGGGGCCGGGUGAGUACAGACACUGGGAGGGACUGUAGCAGGGGACUCUCUCCCCAGAACAAAACUGUGGCCACACCCAAUCAGGGUGUCUGGGACAUGAGGGGAAAGCAGUUUUAUGCGGGUAUAGAGAUCAAGGUGUGGGCCGUAGCCUGCUUCGCCCCUCAGAAACAAUGCCGAGAAGAUUUGCUCAAGAGUUUCACUGACCAGCUGCGCAAGAUCUCCAAGGACGCAGGGAUGCCCAUCCAAGGCCAGCCCUGCUUCUGCAAGUACGCCCAGGGAGCAGACAGCGUGGAGCCGAUGUUCAAGCAUCUCAAGAUGUCUUAUGUGGGACUACAGCUCAUUGUGGUCAUUCUGCCUGGGAAAACACCAGUCUAUGCGGAAGUGAAGCGUGUAGGAGAUACUCUGCUGGGAAUGGCCACUCAGUGUGUUCAGGUGAAGAAUGUGGUGAAGACGUCCCCUCAGACGCUGUCCAAUCUCUGUCUGAAGAUCAACGCCAAACUAGGAGGCAUCAACAAUGUGCUGGUGCCACAUCAAAGGUGGGAUUUGGAAAAGAAGAAAAGAAAAAAGAAAACGAAAAGAUUUGGUACCAAAUUAUUUGAAGUGAAUAUACAAACACACACACACACACACACACACAUACAUGCAUACAUACAUCUUAAGGCCGUUCCACACUGAGCGCGAUGCGAAAAAGCGAGGCGAAUCACCGACGAACAGUGCUUUCACACCGAACACGAAUUGAUUGUUCGC